AUGAGUGUGCAGGACGACAAGGACAAAGGUUCCAAAAUGUCAACGGAAGAAGCAGGGACAAAGGUAUUUACCAUGGACUCCGGAACUGGUCUAGAACUGACCAUCUCGACAGCUGAUGCGGUUGCAGAUCCCCCAGAUGGGGGAAAGGCGUGGUGUUUAGUAUUCUUUGCUAUGAUUUUAGCAACUUUGAAGAAAACAUUCAUCGAUCUUCAGCCUAAGGUUGUGUUGUUUAUGGAAAGUACAAACAGUUCAUCAUCUGGAGGAGAACUGUAUAGUCAGCCGUUUUCCCCAAACGUGACUGUGGAGGCACAAAUAGUUGAUACCACUUAUAAGGCUCUGUAUGCAGUGUCAGGAAUCCUAAGCGGAAUUCUGACUGUCUUGACUGGUUACCGGUGGAUGGCGCUGAUCGGAAGUUUUCUGACGGCCCUGGGGUAUCUCGGAGCCGCAUUCUCCGACAUUUCUAAUGUCCAUCUCAUAUCUUUCCUGUACGGGGCACUACCAGGUAUCGGGCACAACCUGAUCGAAGUGGCAAUCUUUUCGGCAAUACUGCAGUACUUCAGAAAACGCCGACUGUUGGCUCUCCUCAUCCCAAGUGGUGGUGGUUACUUUGGAUCUGUCGUUGCCAACGUCAUGGCAACCUUCUUUUCUGGAUUGCCUGGCAUCAACAUCUGGAAGAGUUAUCUGCUCGUCCAAGCGGGUGCUGCUUGUGUAAUGAUUCCGUGUAGUUUCUUUCUGAAACCCCUGAAUGUCCGGAUGAAGCGUCGAGCAAAUCAAAGUCUGCUAUCUUUUUUUAUGGAUAUGGAUGAGCUGAAGGUGUUCCGAUCUAUUCUACUCUACGUCUUCGCGGCGAACUGUUGUUUGUGGGACGGAGGUAUCAGUGUCAUUGAGGCCAAACUACCGAGUUUCAAGGAUCAGCGCUGGCACAUCUCCACUGGUCAGUUGUUGAUGGCAAUCAUAGGAGGGGUCAGUAUUGUGGGCACCUGCUUCUCAUGCUGUAUCUGCAGUAAUAUCCGUCUGAGGAGUGUGGUCAUUGCGAUGGUCGUCUUCAGUGGAAUCCUGUUCCUCCUCAACAUGAUGGCCAGUCUGUUGUAUAACUUCAUCUAUUCCAUCUGCUAUUCCGUACUUGUAGGAUUGCUAAAAGGUUUGGGAAACCCUUUGCUGGAGUAUAUAAUGCCGCUGCUUCUCGGGGAGAACAACUCAGCCAUCGGUGCAGCCAUCAUGUCCUGUGGUCAAGGCAUUGGAAAACUGUCGAUACCAGCCAUAGCCAAUGAAAUCGAAAAGUCGACACAAAAAGUAGACUGGUGUUUUUACUUUGCCGGUGUUAUCUUCUUCGUGUCAGCUUUCGUCAUCGUCUUGACCUACCGCUUACACUUGCGUGUGACCAAAUCUGAGGUAGCCCCGGAUAACCCAGACGAAACGCCUACUCGGGAACUGGAGAGUACUGGGGUUGACUGGGAAAGGUUCUAA
Molecule: messenger RNA, 1467 nt
Organism: Haliotis rubra (blacklip abalone)
Lineage: Eukaryota; Metazoa; Mollusca; Gastropoda; Lepetellida; Haliotidae
Exons: 7
Coding region: 1-1467 (488 amino acids)
Biological process (GO): transmembrane transport; monocarboxylic acid transport
Molecular function (GO): monocarboxylic acid transmembrane transporter activity
Source: RefSeq, a predicted model, not a curated record